Lodderomyces elongisporus is the source of this 1731-nucleotide messenger RNA. RefSeq lists its product as uncharacterized. The record is from RefSeq and is a predicted model, not a curated record. The coding region runs from base 1 to 1731 and encodes 576 amino acids. The transcript has a single exon. Gene Ontology annotation, molecular function: protein binding; cis-regulatory region sequence-specific DNA binding. Lineage: Eukaryota; Fungi; Ascomycota; Pichiomycetes; Serinales; Debaryomycetaceae. Gene Ontology annotation, cellular component: nucleus.
AUGCCUCCUCACAAGAAAGCCAAGACAGAAUAUAUUUACCCAUCCACCCUUAGAACCGUUUCAGUUCAUAGCAUCACCAGUAAACAGCAUCCAUUAAAUGUCAAACCAGCUGGAAAUUCAUUACUUGCAACCGAUCCAGAUUUGCUUGAAAAACGCAAACAACUCUUGGGAAAACUAAGUAUCCUUCCAAAUGAGCUCAUUUUAUUGAUCAUAUCUUACAUCCCAGAUGCAAAAACACUUUUAUCCAUCUCGCAUACUUCUAGAAUUUUAUAUGCACUAAUAUCCGAUGACGAAAACUGGAAACAAAUAUAUGUGCGUAAUAUUGCUGAAUAUGAUAAUCGGCCAUGGCUUGGGUCAUGGCGCAAUACUGUGUUGGGUAUCCCGUGGAGUGACAAUGCCAAUUUACAGUUGGAGAGUAAUUUACUAUGCUGCGAUGAGAUAUAUCGACCGGUACAAUGUUCGCAGAUUGAUUAUAAAAAACUAUUUGCCAAAAUUUUAGUCGAGGAAGAAACAUAUCAUCGCGAUUCGCUCUUGAACCAAUUGGGCAAAUUGCCAAAGGGUAGGAUCUUGAGAAUUGCAGAGUCAGAAUUGGACGUGGACGAAUUUAACACUAUAUACCAUAAUACACCAUUCAUUCUCACCAAUAAUGAUACUACAAGAAGGUGGCCGCAAUGGACAUUUGAGCUGCUUUUCCAGCGGUUCCCACAUGUGAAAUUUAGACAAGAGGCAGUUAGUUGGGACUUGGAAAAGUAUUCGCAGUACCUCAAGCAUAAUUGCGAUGAAAACCCAUUGUAUUUAUUCGAUUGCAAUAGCGACGCCAUGAAGCAGCUAAAAAGGGAAUAUGAACCACCAAAGAUUUUCCAAGAUGAUUUAUUUAAAUUGUUUCAACAAACAAAUCUUGGGUUCAAUUGCAGGCCUGACCAUGCAUGGUUGAUUAUGGGAUCAGCUAGAUCAGGUUCGACCUUCCACAAAGAUCCCAACUCGACUUCGGCGUGGAAUGUUGCUAUUCAAGGACGUAAAUUGUGGAUUAUGUUGCCUCCAAAUGUGCAACCACCGGGUGUUUCAACUGAUGACGAAGAGAGCGAAGUAACUUCUCUUGUGGGUAUUGCCGAGUGGGUGAUUUCCGGUUUCUACAAUGAUUCAGUUAGACUUGAUGAAGUGCAAAUUGGAGUAACAUUCCCUGGAGAGUGUAUGUAUGUACCAGCUGGAUGGUGGCAUAGUGUUAUCAAUAUUGAUGAUUCGAUUGCUAUAACCCAGAACUUUGUGCCGCAAUCGAAGUUGCCACAUGUGUUGAAUUUCUUUAAAAACAAACCAAAGCAAAUUAGCGGGUUCAGAAUCAAACAAGUCAAGCAGUGUCUCGAUGUGUUGGUUAAAAAAAGCACUGAGGAUGUAGGAUUAUUAAACUAUGUGGAGCAAUUGAAUAAUAAAUUGAAUAAUAAAUUGAAUAAUAAAUUGGGUCUGGAUGGAGAAACGGUGGUGAUGAUUGAUGAUGAAGAGGAUUGUGGUGAGAUUACAGAUUUGCCACAGUUGCCAAUAUUUGAGAUAUUCAAGCAAUUAUUAGUUAAUGAUGGCAAGGAAGAGAUGGUGAAUGAUGCUUUACAGACUGUACAAAGAUGGGAAGAAAAAGCGUACAUGAACGAAACUGGACGAAGCAAGGCAUGGGAGAAAUUGACUGAAGUGAAUGAGACCUCGGCCUUUUCUUUUGGUUUUAGUGAAAGUGACUCUGAAUAG